UGCAGAAACAAGCCGGAUCCCUGCCAACCAGGGAUCGGGGGCCGAUGGAUGCGACAUUGACCGGACCCAGAGACGUUGUUCGCCUCCUUGCCGCUAACACCCCAGUCUGUGGCUGAUUCUAUGCUUCUUUUCCUUCUGGCACAUCGCCCUUUUCAGCUCCUUUCCUAUAAGUCGGAGAAUUCAAGCAUCUGGUUUUCUGGCGAUUAUCCUGCACAUUCCCGGACCUCGACGUAUCACACCAUUGUUACCGUUGUUGUUUUAUUAGGGACAUGUCCCUGCGGCCACCGUCAUGAGAUGUGAUAUCUUCCUCCUUCUCCCCUCCCCGACGGCCCUCCUCCUCCUCGCCAGCGUCUUCGACCUGACCUCGGCGCACGCCAUCCACAACCAGCCGCGCCAGACCUCGGCCGACCGUACCAGAACCCUCCAUACUCUCGACAUCGUUCCCUUCCCACCCCUCCCAACCUCCCCGCCGCUCUGGCCGUUCCAACUACGCCGCCGCCAGCAGCCCAACACGAUAUGCGGAUACAUCGGCGGCAACCCGAAUCUGCCCGCGACGUGCAGCGCCGGCUCGCACUGCGUACUCGACGCCGGCCACGGCGCCGUCGGGUGCUGCCCCGACGACCAGGAGCCGUGCACGACGGGCGUCUUCACGGCCUGCGUCGACCACAACAGCCCGGGGCGUGAUGACGAGGCCAAUGCCGACGCCUACGCCUUCACCUGCAGCGGCAGCGACGUCUGCUACCGGAACGAGUACGAGGGCGGCUUCUUCCAGUUCGGCUGCGGCUCCGCCACCGACCUGGCCGCCACCGUGUUCGCCACCGCGACCGGCAUCACGGAGGCGGUGGACCCGCCGAGCCUGAGCAUUGAGUUUGUGAAUACGGCGAGUGGGUGGACGGGUAGCUGGAAGGUGACGUCUGCUAGCAGUCCAGCCAGCAGCACCGGAGCCAGCAGCACCGGAGCCAGCAGCACCGACAGCAGCACCGGAGCCAGCAGCACCGGAGCCAGCAGCACCGACAGUAGCACCGGAGCCAGCAGCACCGACAGCAGCACCGACAGCAGUAGUAGUACCAGCGGCACAUCAACGAGCAGCACCCGAACCUCAUCCCCAACACCUACCCCAUCAUCAACUUCUCCUUCUUCAACACUCACACCACCACCACCCGCGGCAACAGCAACCUCCGCGCCCCCGACGGUCGACCACGGCAGUUCGUCGAGUCGCACGGGCGCCAUCGUGGGCGGCACCAUAAGCGGCGUCGCCGCGCUGAUCGCGCUGAUCGCCGCGGGCAUCUACCUCUGGCGGCGGCAGCAGAAGCGGCUCAGCAACCGGCGGCUCGGGCCGGGCGUGGACCCGCACUCGACCAUGACCGAGUACAUCUCGCCGGCAGGCGGGGGCGGAGGCGGAGGCGGUGGCGACAUGUCCGGGGGCGGGUUCCAGCCCGUGCACCAGAGCUUCGAGGCCUGGGAGACGGGCCUGGCGCCGGGCAGCACCGCGGGGUCGCGGACGCCGCCGCGCAGGCCGCAGAGGCCCGAGUAUUAUGACCCGUCGGACGUGAUGGCGGGCGGCGGCGGAGAGGCGGCGGGCGAUAUCGCCGAUGGGGGUGACCGGCUGCAUGGAGACAUGGUGCCCCUGACGAGGGAGAUUGAUGAUUUCUCGAGGGGGUUCCAGGACGCGCUGGGGAGGAUCGACGAGGAUGACCACCGCGGCAUCGGUGGGGGCGGAGGGCCGCAGGGGGGGCCGAAUGGUGCGGGCAUGGUCGGGACGGGGGGCGGGGGUGGUGGUGAGUCCGGGGAGGCGGAUGGGGAAGAGCGGCCGCUGUGGCAGCAAAAUCGGAGGUUGAGCCGGAACAUGAUGUGGAUGUAAACUCUAAGGGGGACUCGGCUGAAGAGCCCGUCAUCGGGUUUUAUUAAUGUGUAUGAGGCAUGAUCAGACCGGGUUCCUGCCCGGAUUCACUCGGGGGUGAUGAUACCCGGGGCGCACGGCUUAGAAACAUUGGCAUGGAGUUGGCGGCUUAUU
Molecule: messenger RNA, 2014 nt
Organism: Phialemonium atrogriseum
Lineage: Eukaryota; Fungi; Ascomycota; Sordariomycetes; Cephalothecales; Cephalothecaceae
Exons: 1
Coding region: 290-1861 (523 amino acids)
Source: RefSeq, a predicted model, not a curated record